GAGAAGAAAAUGGUUUCGUAAACAUUCAGAAAAUAUUUAUCGAUAUGCUGGUGGGUUGGAGACACUAACAGAAUACAAUCAAAUAUACAUACCAUAAUUCCCUUUAAACACAUCAGCAUAUACGACUCAAGCUCGAUAGCUUAUGUCGCGCUCCCCUAUCUAUUACUCCAGUCGCCUUGUUUGAUUGAAGGCUACAUAUUUUUUUAACAAUUUUUUUUGUGGCUCCUGAAAGGACUAAACGGGGUAAAACAGAGAAAGGACUGAAGGGAGAGAAAAUAACAACGUCGUUGGAAAGAAAGCGAAAGCGUAAAAGCACGGGGGGCGACCCAAGGUCAAGAAAAAUAUAUAUUGUUAAAGCAAGGGAGUCCAGGCAUCUGGUGAUUUCUAUAUUUUAGAGAACUUACGCACGGCAACAUCAUAUUUGUUUACAUAAGAGGACAGCAUAACCGAUAACCAUGACGACUGAAAUGCAGGAGAUCGCCAUGACUGAAGAGAAGCCUUUACUGCCAGGUCAACUGGACGCUGUGAAGGGAGCAGACAUUGCAGCCAGGAUACUGCUGGACCAAGGCCAGGAAUACAAUAUCGAGACCCCUCACGGUGUGCUCCAUGUGACAAUUCAUGGCACAGUAAACACGCGCAGACCCGCUAUAUUGACCAUCCAUGAUGUGGGAAUGGAGAGUAAGAGCUGUUUCUCCACUCUGUUUAAGUUUGAGGAGAUGCAGGAGAUUGUGAAGAACUUCACUGUGGUCCAUGUGGAUGCUCCAGGACAGGAGGAGGGGGCUGCGGCCUAUCCUGCAGGAUACCAGUAUGCUUCUAUGGAUCAGAUUUCUGAGAUGCUUCCUGCUGUCUUGCAGUAUUUUAAUUUCCGCACAGUUAUCGGGGUUGGUGUUGGAGCCGGAGCUUACAUCCUGUCUAAGUUCACUUUGACUCACGCUGACACUGUGGAAGGUCUUGUUCUGAUCAACGUUGACACAAAUUCACGAGGUUGGAUGGACUGGGCCGCCCAGAAGCUCUCCAGUCUGACAUCUUCCCUCCCAGAACAAAUCCUGAGUCAUCUCUUCAGUCAGGAAGAGAUGUCAGCAAACACAGAGCUCAUUCAGUCACAUAAAGAGAGAAUCGCUAAAGCACCCAAUCUCACCAAUGUUGAACUCUUCUGGAAAAGUUACCUUGGUCGCAAAGAUCUGGAUAUUGACAGGAACAACACUUUUAAAUGUCCUGUGAUGUUGGUGGUUGGUGAUCAAGCUCCCUAUGAGGAAGCUGCUGUGGAGUGCAACAGCAAACUAGAUCCAACUACAACCUCAUUCCUUAAGAUGGCUGAUGCUGGUGGUAUGCCACAGCUCACCCAGCCCAGCAAAGUGACAGAGGCUUUCAAGUACUUCAUCCAAGGCAUGGGAUACAUGGCAUCAUCCUGCAUGACUCGUCUCUCUCGUUCACGCACCACCUCUCUCUCUUCCUCAUACUCGAUGGAGGGGUCCCGUUCCCGAUCCCGCACUCUAUCCCAGGGUUCACUUGGUGGACAGCUUCCUCCAAGCCCAUCCCAUACCAUGGAGGUGUCCUGCUGAGGAGAGCCAGAGAGGGGGAGAGAGAUGAAUAUAUGGGUAGUUGAAAGUUUGAGUCAUUUGAUUGGUGGAAAGUGAGAGUCACUCUCUCCCUCCCGUCAUUAACUCGUCUGGCAGAUGAUAGGGCCCUUUAAGCUCUGUGACAUGUGCUGGGCCUUUAAUGAGACCCAAAUGUAGUAUUAACCAAUAAUAAUACUUCUAAUAUGAAUAUUGAUUAUGACAUUAAUAUCACAGUCAUCACUGAAAAAAAAACAAAAACAAUGUUUCUUUUAGUAACAUGUUGAAUUUCUAAACAAAAGAAUAGAGAAAAUAAUAUACAGUGUAAGCUCAUAAUGUGUGUAUCAACUUCUUUUUUGAUUUUGUUUUUUGGUGUGCUUUUUUUCCUUGUUGUUAUUUUUUUCUCUUAUACAAUCCUGCUGCUGUCAGAGAGGUACAGCAUUUUAGUCUGUACUAAUGUGGUGACCCGAGCGGGAAUCUGUGGCAACAGUUUUAGGCUUAAGUACUUGACUCUGUCAAUUAUAACCAGCUCAAGUCUUCCAUUUGCCCAUAUGAGAAAAGUUAUAUGUUAAAAGCAAGAGAGAAAAUGGCAAAAUAUUGUAAUACUAUUUUGCCUAGAUUUGUUUGGUUGGAUCUUUGCCUGUUCUGAAUUAUAUGUCAAACAGGUUGUUCCUUUAAAGUGAACAUAUGGUGAAUGGUGUUCACAACUAAUAUAACGUCCUUAAUGUUACUUAUUUCUGAGUGAAACAGGAUAUUCAACAAGGAAAAAAAUGUAGGGUGGGGCUCGAUUCUAUACAUCAGGAAUUGAUUGGAUUGUGAAAAAGUGGUUGUGUCAUACCAGAAUGGAGCCAGCAGGUUGGAAGGAGGGGUUGAAAAUUAAAAGGGAUUUAUAAGGUCAGCCAAAAAGGAAAGUCUGAGCAAGUUGUUGCAUUUUGAUGCAAGAUCAUGAAGAAUUUUUUUUUUUUCAUUGAAAUAGCAUGCAUUGAUGAAUUGCUCACAAUAAGACCAGGAACAUGUAUUAAAAUAGUAAAAUUUAAUGUCAUGUUGACUUUGCAAAAUUGAACAGGAUUGGUAAAGGGGUCAGUCAAGUGCUUCCAGAGGGGCUCAGCCAGUGGAUCACACUGUGUUAACCAUUAGUAUCAAAACCAAUGAGUGUGUUUACAUGUACAAGAAAGUGAUGAUAACUAACAAAAAUCAGCUUGUUGUAAAACUCAGUCAGACAUCCACACAUGGAUCAGGGUAAUGGGUAAACAUCUAGGUGUGUCUGGCUGCAGUUGCGCAAUGAAGCUCACUUUGUUAACCAUUAGUAUCAAAACCAAUGAGUGUGUUUACAUGUACAAGAAAGUGAUGAUAACUUUAAAAAUCAGCUUGUGGAGCCUGGGUAGCUCAGCGAGUACUGACGCUGACUACCACACCUGGAGUUGCAAGUUCAAAUCCAGGGCGUGCUGAGUGACUCCAGCCAGGUCUCCUAAGCAACCAAAUUGCUAGGGAGGGUAGAGUCACAUGGGGUAACAUCCUCGUGGUCGCGAUAAGGGGUUCUCGCUCUCAGUGGGGCGCGUGGUAAGUUGUGCGUGGAUCACGGAGGGUAGCAUGAGUCUCAACAUGCUGUGAGUCUCCACGGUGUCAUGUACAGCGAGCCACAUGAUAAGGUGCGCGGAUUGACCGUCUCAGAAGCGGAGGCAACUGAGACUUGUCCUCUGCCACCCGGAUUGAGGUGAGUAACCGCGUCACCACGAGGACCUACUAAGUAGUGGGAAUUGGGCAUUCCAAAUUGGGAGAAAAAAUGAGAAAAAAAUAAAAUAAAAUCAGCUUGUUGUAAAAAUCCAGUCUUGACUGGUCUACUGUUCUGCACUCAGAUAUCCACACAUUGAAUAGGUGAUAAAGGUGUUUACAUUCAAAGCGAAAUCAGGGUAAUGGGCAAACAUCUAGGUAUUUUGAUUUUGUUUUAGGCUUUUAAAAGUUUUCUAAAGAACACAGUUUAAGGCAUUUACAUAACCAUACACAUUGUCGACUUAAUCCUAUUUUGUGUUGUAUCGUGCAUGUAAACACACUCCUUUAUGAGUGGUCCAGUUAUGAAGCAAUCAAACCCAACUACUCCGAUCAAGUUUCAUGAAUAGAGUGCCAACAGGACAAAUAUUUUUUUCAGAACAUUAUGGUCAAAGCCUUUUGAUUUUGUCCAAUUCAAAGGAAAAUUAUAAGAAUAACUAGCUUUAUUCAUGCAAUAUUUACCUAUAACAAGGAAUUCUUCUACAGUGUAUCCUGUCAUGUAGUUUGUAUAAUGGAUAUAAUGAGGAGUAUUUGAUUGUAAAUGUUCAAGAUGGAUUCACAGUGAUGAGCAUUUGCCUUUUUAAAUGGCCACCAUGCUCUUUAAUGUAACUUGAGAGCAAUAGCUCUGGCUUGGAGUGUACAGAAUGCCAUAGUGACGUGUACACAGAGGAUCAAUAGGAUCUUCUUCGCAUGUGUCUAUUUGCAUGUCUACCCAUUUUAACAUGCCUGAAAGUGAGCCAGUGUGUAGUGCAUGCUUUAACGCUCUGUAGAACAAUUUAAGGGAUCAUGUCACUUGUUUCAAAGAAUGACAAUGACUCAACCCAGAGGAAGAAAUAUGCUUGUCUGAUCUUAUUUUGCUGACUAACCAGCCCCUUUACUGCCAAUAGGGUAUAGCCAUGUUGCACUUAUUAACCUAAUAUCCCAAGAAAGCUCUUCCAAUACACAAGGGUAACACUUUAAAAUAAUGUUAUGUUACAUUAUUUUAUGUUAUAAUAUGUUAAUAUUAGUUAAUGCAUUCAAUGAUAAACUAAACUAAAUAUGUUUAAAUCAUUUAUUCAUCUUGUUUAUGUUAAGGUAUAAAUAUACUAUUGAUCAUUGCUAGUUCAUAAAACAUUAACUAUUGUUAAUGAAAAUGUUAAAAUGUAGGCCUUUUAGUAAUGAGAUUAACCUAUUAGUAUAUAGAGACUAACAUUAAUCAACAUUAGUAAAUGCUGUAGAAAUAUUGUUCAUUGUUAAAUCAUGUUAACUAUUGCAUUAUGUUAAUCUAUACAACCUUAUUGUAAAGUGUUACCUCAGCAAGCCAGUGAGAUUAUCAAGUUAGCAUGCUCUUAUGUUCAAAGUCCCAAAUUUCCAUAGAAACAUUUAAAAUUUUCCUAAAAGCAAUUUUCCUUUAAGCUCUCAGUCCUAGAGAAGUAAUACCUUAAAAAUAAUGUUAUAAUUGAAAGAGCAUAGUAUAUACACAACCGGUCAAAAGUUUUGAAACACUUGACUGAAAUGUUUCUCAUGAUCUUAAAAAUCUUUUGAUCUGAAGGCGUAUGCUUAAAAGUUUGAAAUUAGUUUUGUAGACAAAAAUAUAAUUGUGCCACCAUAUUAAUUUAUUUCAUUAUAAAACUAAAAUGUAUUUAAAAAAGAAAAAGUUUUUGAAAUUGAUGACUUGGACCAAAUAAUAAAGAAAAGCAGCCAAUAAGUGCCCAACAUAUAUGGGAACUCCAAUACUGUUUAAAAAGCAUCCCAGGGUGAUACCUCAAGAAGUUGGUUGAGAAAAUGUCAAGAGUACAUGUCUGCAAAUACUAGGCAAAGGGUGACUACUUUGAAGAUGCUAAAAUAUAACACAGUUUUGAUUUAUUUUGGAUUUUGUUUAGUCACAACAUAAUUCCCAUAGUUCCAUUUAUGUUAUUCAAUAGUUUUGAUGACUUUACUAUUAUUCUAAAAUGUGGAAAAAAAAAGAAAAAUUAUAAUAAAGAAUAAGUGUUUCAAAACUUUUGACCAGUAGUGUGUGUGUGUGUGUGUGUGUAUAUAUAUAUAUAUAUAUAUAUAUAUAUUUUUUUUUUCCAUCACAGCUGACACUUGCCAAUAACAACAUAGACCAAAAUUCUCACAAACCCAGAUGCAUCAUAACAAUCACAUUCAGCAAAAUACUGCACUGAAAAAUAAAAUAAAAUCAGUCAGAUAGGUUUAAAUUUACUGGAAAUUUCUUCCAAUAGUUAUGUGCAAAUGUGAUGUUUGUACAUUUGUUGCAAGUAUAGGAACCGCAGCACUGUGUCCAUGGAAAUAAUCACAUAUUUCAAUUGUUUUGAUUCUGUUUUAGAGACAUUUUCUCAUUUAGGAUUGGUAGAUUGUUUCGUUCUAACUACAUGUUUAUGUUGGGAAUAUUAAUAAUUGUGCUUAAGGUAAAUAUUAAAAAGUCCACCCAGAUAUAUUUGAGCCUCUACCAAGAAAUGGAAGAAGAUGGAUUCUGAAAUGUUUUACCUACUGAAUAGAUGAAUAACGAUUAAAAUUGUGAGUAUAAUGAUAGUUAGAAACAAAUGGGGAUAUAGAGAUAGAUUUACUUGUCGUGUGGAGUAAAUGUAAAUGCUUGUCCAUUUUGUUUCUUUUGUUUUUGACUCCUCUCAUUGAUUCAACCCUUUCAUCUUUGUCUUUUAUUUUUCUGUGAAGUAGGCUACUAGAUUUCUGUCUCAGUGUUUCUCAUGGAUUAGACAUCAGUGAUCUAGUUCUUGUGUAACUUUUAGCAUUAGCACUAAAAAGGAAAUAAUAUAAUUAACAAAAAAUGUCAAGAAUAACAGAAUGCAUUCGAAAUUAAUUAAAAAACUUCUCUGUGUAAUACUAUGAACAACUGGGGGAAAAGGUAAUAAAAGGGAUAAAAUUA
Messenger RNA from Myxocyprinus asiaticus (Chinese sucker), 6189 nucleotides. RefSeq names its product NDRG family member 2 (gene ndrg2). Bases 456 to 1562 code for a protein of 368 amino acids. Gene Ontology annotation, cellular component: cytoplasm. The record is from RefSeq and is a predicted model, not a curated record. The transcript is spliced from 16 exons. Gene Ontology annotation, biological process: signal transduction. NCBI's taxonomy places the organism in Eukaryota, Metazoa, Chordata, Actinopteri, Cypriniformes, Catostomidae.